This is a messenger RNA of Herpailurus yagouaroundi (jaguarundi), 2013 nucleotides long. It is a transcript of the gene WIPI1, whose product is annotated as WD repeat domain, phosphoinositide interacting 1. Lineage: Eukaryota; Metazoa; Chordata; Mammalia; Carnivora; Felidae. The transcript is spliced from 14 exons. Bases 88 to 1545 code for a protein of 485 amino acids. The record is from RefSeq and is a predicted model, not a curated record. Gene Ontology annotation, molecular function: protein binding.
CGACCCGGCCCGCGGAGCCGGCGCCAGCGGGCUGCUGAGGUGGCUGUCGCCGGCUCGGAGCUGCGGCUUCCCCGGGCCGAGCCCCCGAUGGAGGCCGAGGCCGCGGAUGGCCCCCCGGGCGGGGUCGAGGCGGCGCUCAGCUGCUUCUCUUUCAACCAGGACUGCACAUCCCUAGCAAUUGGAACCAAAGCCGGUUAUAAGCUGUUUUCUUUGAGUUCUGUGGAGCAACUGGACCAAGUCCAUGGAAGCAACGAAAUCCCGGAUGUCUACAUCGUGGAGCGCCUCUUCUCCAGCAGCCUGGUCGUGGUGGUCAGUCACACAAAGCCGCGGCAGAUGAACGUCUAUCACUUCAAGAAAGGCACGGAGAUCUGUAAUUACAACUAUUCCAGCAACAUCUUGUCCAUAAGGCUGAACCGGCAGAGGCUGCUGGUGUGCCUGGAGGAGGCCAUCUACAUCCACAACAUCAAAGACAUGAAGCUCUUGAAGACCAUCCUGGAUAUUCCUGCCAACCCAGCAGGUCUCUGUGCCCUCUCUAUCAACCAUUCCAAUUCUUACGUGGCCUAUCCUGGAAGCCUGACCACAGGCGAGAUUGUGCUUUACGACGGACACUCCCUGAAAACGGUCUGCACGAUUGCUGCCCACGAGGGGACGCUGGCCGCCAUCACCUUCAAUGCCUCGGGCUCCAAACUAGCGAGCGCAUCUGAAAAAGGCACCGUCAUCCGGGUGUUCUCUGUACCCGACGGGCGAAAGCUCUACGAGUUUCGGAGAGGAAUGAAAAGGUACGUGACAAUCAGCUCCCUAGUUUUUAGUAUGGACUCGCAGUUCCUCUGCGCCUCAAGCAACACCGAGACCGUGCACAUCUUCAAGCUGGAGCACCUCACCAACAGCCGACCCGAGGAGCCCUCCACCUGGACUGGUUACAUGGGAAAGAUGUUCAUGGCCGCUUCCAACUACCUCCCCGCCCAGGUGUCCGACAUGAUGAACCAGGACAGGGCCUUUGCCACCGGGCGCUUGCCCUUCUCUGGGCAGAGGAACAUCUGCACCCUCUCCACGAUCCAGAAACUGCCAAGACUCCUGGUGGCGUCUUCCGAUGGACACCUUUACAUCUACAAUUUGGACCCUCAGGACGGAGGAGAAUGUGUCCUAAUCAAGACCCACAGCUUGCUUAGCUCAGGAACAACAGAAGAAAACAAAGACAAUGACCUCAGACCUCCAUUACCUCAGUCUUAUGCAGCGACCGUGGCCAGACCAAGCACGUCUUCUGCCUCUACCGUGCCAGGUUAUUCUGAGGACGGCGGGGCCCUCCGAGGAGAGGUUAUUCCUGAACAUGAGUUUGCGACGGGACCAGUAUGCCUUGACGACGAGAAUGAAUUUCCCCCUGCUCCUAAGGAUGUUCUUGUGGAAUCCUGCCACCUUUUUGCUAACGACGAUGCUCUAGCGGGGCUGGGCUGCCGCUCUCUGCAAGCCAGCCGGACCCUCACCCUCCUCCCGGCUCUGAUUAUCUUGUGCCGUGGAAGUCAGAAGGGCAAAACGAAGCAGUCAUGAUGAGAAGCACACCUCAGAAAGCAGGACACCCCCUGUCAGGUGGUUGUGGAGAAAACAAGGAAGGUGGAAGAAUGGAGUACAAUUGUGUGCGCAGAAAGGGGGGCUGGAAUCCCAGGUGCCACCUGCUUAAGCCACGGGACGCGGUCCACUGCUCACCAAACUCUCCUCCGCCCCGGUUGCCAGCAGGCGUGGGAGAGACUAUAUGAAAUAUGUUACAGCCAUCGCGUCGAUGCUCACUAACCACGUUGGUCUGUAGCCGGAACUUUAUAUGAACAAGGGCAUCCUUUUUAAAUGUAUGCCAUGUAAAAAUGUACGUAUAGGAAAACCUCUUUGAAUUGUAUUUCUUGUAUAUGGCAUAUAGAGAGACUGCUUUUAGCCAGGCAAAGUAUUUUUGCAGUGAUUGGAAUGAAUCAUUUAUUACCUUGGAGUCCCAUUUAGGACACUUAUAAUAAAAUCAUGGCAAUGUGU